Molecule: messenger RNA, 6227 nt
Organism: Physcomitrium patens
Lineage: Eukaryota; Viridiplantae; Streptophyta; Bryopsida; Funariales; Funariaceae
Product: serine/threonine-protein kinase VPS15
Biological process (GO): protein phosphorylation; late endosome to vacuole transport; protein targeting to vacuole
Cellular component (GO): nucleus-vacuole junction; phosphatidylinositol 3-kinase complex, class III, type I; late endosome
Molecular function (GO): protein binding; ATP binding; protein serine/threonine kinase activity
Source: RefSeq, a predicted model, not a curated record
CAUCACGGUUUACGUAAAUGCUUUUCCGCGACCCUCUAACGAUGCCCUAAUUGCAAAGCAAAAUAUUUCGAUGACCGCCAUAGCCAGCUCCUAGUUCAACCUCGACUCGACUCAGUGAGAUAGUGCGGAAGGGGACGUUGCCGCGCCAAUCGGAGGCAUGUUGCUUUCGCGCGAGGAUUUUGAAAGCUCGGAACAAAGUCUGCGAGAGAAAAAAGGACAACUCUGAAUUGGAUCAUUAGAGAUGGCGAUGAGUGGGCAAGGAGACCGACCAUCUUCGUGGUUUGGUUAAGUCCGCAAGAAGGCUCUUGGAGGUGCACACAUUAUCGUGCUGCGGCUUAAGAUUCUAGCGUAAGCAUGCAAAAUGGGUAAUAAGUUAGCUCGAACGACGCAAGCUUCGGCGUCGGAGUACUAUUUGCACGACCUGCCUUCUUCCUAUAACUUGGUGUUGAAGGAGGUUCUAGGAGGUGGCCGGUUUUUGAAGUCAGUUCAGUGUGUCCAUGAUGAGGGACUCUUGCUUGUGAAGGUUUACUUCAAACGAGGCGAAUCUCUUGAUUUGAAGGAGUAUGAGAGAAAACUACGAGACAUUCGAGAUCGUUUGAGGAAUAUUGAGCAUUCACAUGUUUGGCCUUUUCAACACUGGAUUGAGACUGACAAAGCGGCUUAUUUGCUACGUCAAUACUUCUUUAGUAAUUUGCAUGAUCGCAUCAGCACUCGUCCAUUUCUCAGCCUCAUUGAAAAGAAGUGGCUCGCCUUUCAGCUUCUGCAUGCUUUGAAGCAAAGCCAUGAACGUGGAGUUUGUCAUGGGGACAUAAAGUGCGAAAAUGUCUUGGUGACCUCAUGGAAUUGGGUAUAUUUAGCAGACUAUUAUGGGGCUCUUAAGCCCACUUUCUUACCGGCGGACAAUCCUGCCGAUUUUUCUUUCUUCUUUGACACAGGGAGUCGGCGUCGAUGCUAUCUUGCACCUGAGCGGUUCCAUGAGCCAAAUGUCGACAUGCUUGCGACUUCAGAUGCUCCUUUGACGCCUGCAAUGGACAUUUUCUCUCUUGGGUGCGUAAUAGGCGAGAUGUUCUUAGAAGGGAAAGCGUUAUUCGAUUUGUCUCAGCUGCUGGCUUAUCGUCAGGGAAAAUUCGAUCCUCGGUCAUCUCUUGAGAAGAUUCCAGAUGAAGGAGUCCGUGCUAUGAUCCUGGACAUGAUCAACGUCCUUCCAGAGAAACGGUUAUCUGCAGAUCAAUACCUAAAGUUGUGGUGUCCUAUAGUAUUUCCAGAAUACUUCUCACCUCUGUUGCACGACUUCUUCUCGUACCUAGUUCCACUGGAUACUGACAAUCGAGUGGCUCUUACACAAAGCUUUUUCCCGGAAAUUCGCAAGCAAAUGCAAAUUGAUUCUCGAAGGAGGCAGUUUGCGGAGGCAAAUGGUGAUGGCAUUGCUGAUCUGGUACUAGGUACGAGAAGGCUUAAUUUGUCGCCGACACAGAAGCAGAAAAACUUAUACGAUGGAGAUUUUAUUGUAAAUGAACCAUUCAUUUUAGAAUCAGCGAGACUUUUGUCGGAAGGUCAGACCAGGUCCGUUACUCUAUGUGCAUCUUCGCACCGCAUCAAAGCUGCUGCGGUGGCAAUGACAGAGGCAGCUUCUGCUCUCGAAGAAGUUGUUACUGAAGAGGUACUUGAGAAUCAAGUUCGAGAACCAGGUGGUACAUUCUAUGAGCGUCUUCUUCACACUGUUGAAGCUUCCAUGGCUACCCAUGGAAUACCAGGACGUUGCAAAGAUGAUGUUACUCUUCCUUUGGAGGGUGGAUGGAGGUGGGAUGGAGACUGGGAAGUCGACCCUAGCUGGGUUCAUAGUGCAGCAGGAGUUGGAGCUGAUGAGGAAGGGUGGAGGUAUCGUAAGGUAAGCACCGGGGGUGAUGAAGGUGAAGUAGACACUUCUGUUAAAAACGCGGGAGAUGUUACUAUAAAAGGGAAUAGUGUAGGGGAUUGCACUCUGAAACGAACCCCUCCUGUCAGUCGUAGUUGGACAUCCACUUGUACUCCAGAUUGUGUAUGGAGACAAAGGAAAUGGAUACGCAAACGUCGAAGACGACCGUGUCACUUAGAUCUGAUCUCGCAACAGAGCAUCGGAUCAGAGAGUCAAGGACAGGGAUUAUUACCAGAAGCUUCAAAGAUCCCGGAAAGUGGUAAUGAAGGAACGCAUGAUCAAACCCAGCAAUGCGAAGGCAUGGUGUUAAUUGCAGCUCUCUUAUGUGCCUGCCUACGUAAUGUCAAGCUCCCUCAAGCUAGGCGGGGAACCAUCCAGUUAUUGAAAGAAGCUUCAUCGUACAUAGAGGAUGAUGCUCGACUUCAACACGUCAUACCUUACGUUGUCGCUCUCCUGUCCGACAAUGCUGCCAUUGUUCGAUGCACCGCUCUUCAGACUCUAUGUGAUGUCUUGUCUCUGGUGCAGGUUUUUCCACCAAGUGAUGCCAAGAUGUUCCCAGAAUAUAUACUGCCUUUGCUCUCCAUGCUACCUGAUGACUCAGAAGAGAGCGUCCGCAUUGCGUAUGCUGCUAAUAUUCACAAGAUCGCUGAAACUGCGAACCGAUUCAUGAUGCACUCACAGGAGAUCCAUGAGAUUGGAAGCUUAGAUUCUCCAAUCAAUCGCGCGAAAGGAUCUUUGUCAGAGAGGAAGGCGACCUCCACUAAGCUUGGGUCUGCAGGUCGCUUAGAGGGAGAGCUUGCACAUUUGCGUGAGACUAUUGCACGCGUCAUACAGGAGCUAGUGAUGGGUCAAAAGCAGACCCCUACAAUUCGUCGUGCCUUAUUGCAGAAUGUGGGGCCACUUUGUCGGUUUUUUGGACCCAAACAUAGCAACGAUUUCCUGUUGCCAAUCCUGCCUGCUUUUCUAAAUGACCGUGACGAGCAGCUACGGGCAGUAUUCUUUGAACACAUUGUUCAUGUUUGUCUCUUUGUGGGACGAAUGAGUUUGGAGGCUUACCUUCUCCCUUACUUAGAGCAAGCUCUAAAUGAUGUAGAAGAAACGGUAAUUGUUAAUGCCUUGGAAUGCCUUGCGGCUCUUUGUACACAUCGUUUACUUCGAAAGAGAGUUUUACUUGAAGCUAUUGAACGGGCAUCCCCCCUUUUGUGCCAUCCAAGCCAGUGGGUGCGGCGGGCGGCGAUUUCUUUUGUUGCCGCCUCUAGCGCAAAUCUAGAGCCCACUGAUUCGUACGCGUUCUUAUCGCCGAUUUUAUUACCAUUUCUUAGGCGAGAGCCAGCUUCUCUAUGUUCUGAGGUAUCUCUGCUAGCAUGCUUGAAACCACCAGUGUCAAGGGAAGUCUUCAAUCGUGUCCUUAGUGAUGUGAUGCUACUGCAAACUGAGAGGGAGAAGGCAGCUGCAAAUAAGCAAGGGAUUCAAAGGACUCAAAGCCGAAGAGUAGCUCCUAUUCUACCUCCUCCAGAGUUUGCUGGAGUGAGUGGUAUGAACGCCGCACGCGAGAGUAAGAAAAGUGAAAGAGAGAGUCGGUCAUCUAGGGUAGGUGUUUCCCAAGGUCCACCUAGGAAUAACGCUAAACGUGCUCCAAUGUCCGGAUCUGGCCCCCAACUUCUGCAAAAGCCGUUGACAGGAGAAGGUGAGGAUGGAGAAAAGAUGAAGGCUAUGGAGGGUUAUCUUCGUAACCUGUCUAGCACUAUGCAGACUCGGAUGUUGUAUAAUUGGGAAGCAGAUAAUACAGAAAAACUUCAGAGCUCCGCAAUCGGCUUCGCAGCUGGGGUGGGUGCCGGUUUCUACUCCAACUACGAUGGCUCUUCAGAAGGGAUUCCUCUAUACUUUGUCCCCGUGAAUGAGAAGAAGCCUGACCCAACUCUUUCUGGGCAAGGAGGGACUCCCCAAGUUGGAGAAGUAAAUCCUUCUUUCAAUGAAGAGUGGAGUCGAGUAUUCGGAGGUAGGCAGGGAUCGGCACCCUUUCUCAUGGCCACGAUUGCUGGAACACCGAUCAGUGCUUCAUUAGGACCAGCGUCUUCUCAAUGGGCUAACGUUGCUGGUCAUUCAUCGAUGUCUUCUAUUGAGCCUUCUUUACACAGGUCACAUGUAGCUAUGACGGGGUCGAGCGCUGCAAGGAUGCUCGCAGGAUCUGUAUACCAGGGGCCCAGUCCCAUAAGCUACAGGAAGUUCGAGACCUUGAGAGGCAGUAGUCGACAAGAGUCCGGCGAAGGUCUUCUUGCUACCGGUUUCGGAAGCAGCAUCCAUAGUAUGACAAAUAGUAAAGCUAGCCUAGCAUCAUCAUCUGAACUUCUUGGAGGUGGAAAACCUUCGGAGUCUAAUUCAGUUAAUGCACCAACCAGCGAAGCAUCUUUGGAGUCUGGUACUCCGCUCUUAAGUUCUUCAGUGGUAGCAGAAAGCUCAUGGAAACCCCGUGGUGUUCUCAUAGCACAUUUGCAAGAGCAUCAACGUGCUGUGAAUGAGGUGGCAGUUUCUAGUGACAAUGUCUUUCUUGCAAGUGCAUCGGAUGACGGAACGGUUAAAAUAUGGGAUUGCCGAAGGCUAGAAAGAGACAUAUCUUUUAGGUCCCGAUUGACAUACCCUCUCCAGAAUGACGGGCGAGCACUUCACGUGUCCAUCCUGGGUGGUGGGCACCAAGUUGCGGCAGCCUCCAGUGAAGGAAAUAUUCAUGUUUUUACAGUUGAUUAUGUGGCACGUCAAGGAAACAGCACAGAACGUUAUACUGGCAUUUCAGAUACGCGCAAGUUGGACACCCAGGAGGGGAAUGCUAUGACAAUGCAAAGCCUUUUCAAUGAAGGACCAUCUCAGCUCUUGUAUAGCACACAAAGAAACGGCAUACAUCUCUGGGAUUUGAGGACUCAAACUGAUGCCUGGGUGUUGCGGUCAAAACCAGAUCAAGGCUACAUAACAGCAGUAUCAGUUGACCCUGCAUGCAACUGGCUGGUGUCAGCAACAUCUCGAGGAGUACUCACACUCUGGGACUUACGCUUUCAGAUUGCAGUUAACACGUGGCAGCAUCCAGCUUGCUGUCCAGUCGAAAGCAUGUGUGUUCUAGUUCCUGGAAAAGACACAGUUGCAGCAACAAGUCAGCAUCCGUACGUGUGGGUUGCUGCCGGACGCAACGAAGUGGCUCUCUGGAAUGCUGCAGAUGGUAUAUGCCAUCGGGUUCUUAGAUUAUGCGCUGACCCAGUCCAUCCAGAGAUGAACACUGUCCCUGCAGCUCUUAGUCAGCCACUAUCAAGCUCCCAGUCUUUAAGAGAUACCAAGUUGGUUGGAGGUGUGAAGUUUACUGAUUAUCGCAUGGAAGAACUGAAUGAGCCUCCCCCAAGGUUACCAGGAGUUCGUGCACUACUACCUUUGUCAGGGGGUGCUGCUCUCCUCACUGGCGGUUCAGAUUGCAGGAUUCGAAUGUGGGAUCGUUUAAGACCGGAUCGGAGCUAUCAUGUCUGUGGGCCCACCAUGGGAAAGAGUUCUGCUGUUCAGACUUAUGAGCUGCGCUCAUUGAACAGUGUCCGCAUUGUUCAGGAAACUCCAGGGACAGAGAGUGCAACCCGACCCCCAAGCAAGAAUUCUGCAAAGACUGCUCUUGCAGCAGCUGCUACUGAUAAUGCUGGUUGUCAUCGAGAUUGUAUUCUUAGCCUUGCUUCAGCUCAAACCAAUCAGCGGCUGUUGAUAUCAAGUAGUAGAGAUGGUGCUAUUAAGGUCUGGAAGUGAAAAUCUCCUGAAGGACAAACAGUUGUGUUCGUUGUUGAAGUCUUCCAAGACUGGACCUGGAACUAGCGUUAGCAUUGGAUGCCUGGAUGAUAAUUGGUUUUGAUUGUGGCACCAGUGACCUCUGAAAGCCGACAAACAGCUUCAAGGUAUCACAAUCAGCAGUUGCAGAUGCAGCUUCAGUCGUUCUAGAGUCUUUCCAACAGUUCGUCCGUAGACUUAGAGCUUUAUCACAGGUUGUCAGGUUGUAAAAGCCCCAACGUUGUAUAGGAAUCCUCUAGCAGUCAAUGCUUCAAAUCAUUUUGUGCAUACCGUAUGUAUAGUAUGCUGUGCCUGCAUAGUUCAGGUUACAGUCCACAGUAGUGAACUCUAGACAACAAAAUGAUUAAAAUUGUGAGUCGUGAAGUGAAGACGUCUAAUUAACACUGGUCUUUGGUAACUGUGUAAUACUAUGUAGUCUUUCUUACUUCUGUAAACUAGCAGGUGCAAUUUUGAAUUGGAGCAUUUCCAAUGUUCUCGAACUAAACAAUAUUAUCCAAACAAA